Molecule: messenger RNA, 2602 nt
Organism: Rana temporaria (common frog)
Lineage: Eukaryota; Metazoa; Chordata; Amphibia; Anura; Ranidae
Gene: TADA3
Product: transcriptional adaptor 3
Exons: 9
Coding region: 235-1521 (428 amino acids)
Biological process (GO): regulation of transcription by RNA polymerase II
Cellular component (GO): SAGA complex
Molecular function (GO): transcription coactivator activity
Source: RefSeq, a predicted model, not a curated record
CGCCCACCCCCGCGUGUGCUGGGAAUGGUACGUCCCAAGGCCCCGGUUUAGUGGUCGCUUGGCACCUGGGCCCGGGCAGUCCUGCUCUGCCACCUGCUGGCAUACAAAGGCCGGUAGGGGGGGAAACCGGGAGGUGUGAUCGGGGCCCCGGGAACUGGGUCAGCUGAUGGUGGGGGAGAAAGAGAGGAGCGCCUCGGUGUAUCAUGCUGUGAAUGAAUCGUGACAAUUGAUAGGAUGAGCGAGUUAAAGGAUUGCCCGCUGCAGUUCCACGAGUUCAAGUCUGUGGAUCACGUGAAGCUUUGCCCCAGGUACACGGCGGUGCUGUCUCGGUCAGAAGACGAUGGCAUCGGAAUUGAAGAGCUGGACACCCUUCAGCUGGAACUGGAAACACUCCUGUCCUCGGCCAGUCGGCGACUACGUGUGUUGGAGGCGGAGACACAGAUCCUGACAGACUGGCAGGACAAGAAGGGAGACCGGAGGUUUCUGAAGCUCGGGAAAGAACAGGAACCCGGCACGCCCAUCAAACAUAAACCCAAGAAGCCAAAGCUCGAAGGAAAGGGAAGUCAUGCGUCGGGGCAAGGCCCAGGAAGACCCAAGUCCAGGAACUUACAGCCAAAGAUCCAGGAAUACGAAUUCACAGAUGACCCCGUGGACGUGCCCAGGAUUCCCAAAAAUGAUGCUCCAAAUAGAUUUUGGGCCUCGGUGGAGCCGUAUUGCGCCGACAUAACCACAGAAGAGAUCAAAGUGCUGGAAGACCUUCUGAAGACUCCAGAUGAUGAGGCUGAUUACUACAAAAUCCCUCCCCUGGGGAAGCACUAUUCACAGCGCUGGGCCCAGGAGGAUCUGCAGGAGGAACAGAAGGAUGGAGCCAGAGCUUCCAUGGCAGCAGACAAGAAGAAAGGGGCCCUGGGGCCACUCACUGAGUUGGACUCCAAAGAUGUCGACUCGCUCAUGAAGAAAUCUGAAUCUCAGCAUGACCAGCCCGAGGACGGCUGCCCGUUCGGUCAUUUGACGCAGCGUCUGUUGCAGGCUCUUGUGGAGGAAAAUAUAAUUUCACCUAUAGAAGAUUCUCCAAUUCCGGAUAAGGAAUCGGGACUGGACGGAGCCAGUACCUCGCCUCGAAGUCAAAUGAAACCUUUUAGCGCUCCGCAUACCAAGUCGUUAGAGAUCCGGAUUAAAGAGGAGUUAAUAGCCCAGGGCCUGCUGGAGUCGGAGGAUCGGCCCGCUGAGGACUCGGAAGAUGAAGUGUUGGCAGAGCUGAGGAAGAGGCAGGCCGAGCUAAAGGCUCUCAGUGCCCACAACAGGGCUAAGAAAGUAGAGCUGCUAAGGUUGGCAAAGGAGGAGAUGAAUAAACAAGAACUGAGGCACAGGGUGCGCAUGGCCGACAACGAAGUCAUGGACGCCUUCCGAAAAAUAAUGGCCGCUCGGCAGAAGAAGCGGACCCCGACCAAGAAGGAGAAGGACCAGGCUUGGAAAGCUCUGAAGGAAAGGGAGAGCAUCUUAAAGCUGUUAGACGGGUGAACCCCGGACCGGUGAAGGGACUCCAUUUUGUUAAUGUGGUGUUUUAGGCCGUUUUAGGCCUAACCUGCUACUAAUUGUUCUGAACGAUUGCGGUAAAAAAUACUCCAAUCCGAACCCCACGGGAGAAAGUCGAGUGAAUGGGGAAGACUGUAGAGUGGUCUUGAAUGACUGCAUGUCUAUAUAUGUGACCAUGGUAUGGAUGGUCCAUAACCGACCGAUUCCAGUACUCUGCUCGAUUCCCGGUUGUUGGAUCUACCCAGUUUGGCCGAUUCCUGGUUGUUGGAUCUACCCAGUUUGGCUGAUUCCCGGUUGUUGGAUCUACCCAGUUUGGCCGAUUCCUGGUUGUUGGAUCUACCCAGUUUGGCCGAUUCCUGGUUGUUGGAUCUACCCAGUUUGGCCGAUUCCUGGUUGUUGGAUCUACCCAGUUUGGCCGAUUCCUGGUUGUUGGAUCUACCCAGUUUGGCCGAUUCCUGGUUGUUGGAUCUACCCAGUUUGGCCGAUUCCCGGUUGUUGGAUCUACCCAGUUUGGCCGAUUCCUGGUUGUUGGAUCUACCCAGUUUGGCCGAUUCCUGGUUGUCGGAUCUACCCAGUUUGGCCGAUUCCUGGUUGUCGGAUCUACCCAGUUUGGCCGAUUCCUGGUUGUUGGAUCUACCCAGUUUGGCCGAUUCCUGGUUGUUGGAUCUACCCAGUUUGGCCGAUUCCUGGUUGUUGGAUCUACCCAGUUUGGCCGAUUCCUGGUUGUUGGAUCUACCCAGUUUGGCCGAUUCCUGGUUGUCAGAUCUACCCAGUUUGGCCAUAGAUGAGAAGAUCUGGCCGGAGAACAACGGGACUGGGAAUAUCGUCAGCCCAGUACAUUCUGGGUGUGUGAUUGUGAUUAUAUGUCAAUCGUUUUCUUGUACCUGUUUGUGUUUAUCGUGUCUCUAGAACGACUUCCUUUUUUAUUCUUUUGACUGUUUCAAUAUUGUGUUUAUGGCUGUUUUUUUUUUUUUUUUUUUUUUUUUUUUUUUUUUUUUUUAUUGAUGAAACUUUACGUGAGAAUAUUUUCAAGGAGAUAUUGAUAAAAUAAAAAUAUGACACACAA